Trichobilharzia szidati is the source of this 2113-nucleotide messenger RNA. Lineage: Eukaryota; Metazoa; Platyhelminthes; Trematoda; Strigeidida; Schistosomatidae. The record is from the annotation of a GenBank genome assembly.
GUAAAAUUGGCUGCUGAAAGGCGAAAGCAAUCUAUCUUAACGUCUUUCCACCUCAAGAUUACAUAAUGGAAAUGAAGAACACAGAAGAUUUUAAUUUUUCAACUCCGACUACCUUAAGAUGGAUAGUUGACAAAUUACUAAUCAUAGUAAUGCUGCCUUUUGGAAUUUUGUUUCUAAUUGUAUAUAUUGGAAUAUACUAUCAGAAAAAGUCAGAACUUCGCAGAAAGUUGUCACGUAAACAGAAACUGUUAGCCGAACGAAUGGAUAAUUUGAGACAAAACCUUUCGACACUGAACCCUGAAUUGUUAUCACUUACAGAUCUCAGUUUGGAAACACAACAACAACAAUUGAUUGAAGGCAAAUUUACGCCAGUUGAUUUAUUGCAUGCCUACCAAAUGAAAGCUUUGCGACUACAUGAUGCAGGAAAUUCAGGUAUAUGUGAAUUCUUAGAGGAAGCAGAACAACUGGCUGUUAAUCUAGUGAAUUCGAAUCGUCCAUCCAAAAACAAACAAACUUUAGUUGGAAUACCAAUCAGCCUAAAGGAACUGUGUCCAGCUAAAGGAUACGAUACGACAUUUGGUUUGAUCAAACGGUGUAAUCAACCUUCAAAUGAAGAUUGUUGUAUUUUAAAAGUACUUAAACACGAAGGAGCUAUACCAUUUGUUCUGACAGCAACUUCGCAAACAGCUUUAUCACUCAGCGGAAUAAAUCCUGUAUUUGGUGAUUUGUCCAACCCUUACUCUUCAAAUCAUGAAACAGGUGGCAGUUCAAGUGGUGAAGGAGUACUAUUGGCAUUGAAGGGUUCACCGAUAGGAAUUGGAACUGAUUUAGGUGGAAGUGUCAGGAUUCCUUCGGUAUUUUGUGGUCUUGCAGGGCUGAAACCAACCUCCGGUCGUUUGAGCAAUCAGGGUCUAGCCACGCUAGGUUAUAAGAAGUCUGUCUCUCUACGAGUCUGUGUGGGUCCAAUGGGUAAGCGAGUGGAUGAUUUGGCAAAACUUAUGCGCACACUUCUAACACCCAAAAUGUUCGAGCUGGAUCCUUCAGUACCACCUUUGGUUUUUAAUGAAAUAAUCUAUGAGGGCAGAGACAAAACAAAUUUGUGUAUAGGAUAUUAUGAAACUCUAGAUGAUCCAUUUAUUAUUGCUACUGUCCCAAGUAUUCGUAGAGCAAUACGUGAAUCAGUCAGUGUUUUGGAGCAAAAUGGUCACCGAGUAGUGCCUUUCAAUGUACCGAAACCAAAGUGGGCAAAUGAAUUGAGUAUGAAAGCGGUGAAUAUUGAUGGUAAAUAUUAUUUGCAAAGUGAACUGUUUGCGGAGCCAUUGAAUGAGCACACCAAAUUGCUUACUAUAGUUCCUCGUGCUCCACACUGUUUAAAAGUUUUAACAGAUAAUCUCAUGAAACUUGCUAUUGGUAAACCAGCAGCAGUUACUAAAUACUUGGAUGGAGCUAGAGGAGAGAAGGAGGUACUAAAUUUGAUUUCAGAUAUUGAGGAGUAUCAACGUGAGUUUCAGAGAGCUAUGGAAGAAGCUGGUGAUCUUGAUGCAAUCAUCUGUCCAGUGUUUCCAUUUCCAGCCUUCCCUAAGUCAGCUAAAUCCCUCUUCGUUACACCUGCUAUUGCUUACACAAUUUUGUAUAACAUGUUGGAUUAUCCUGCUGGAACAGUUUCAAUGGGUCGUGUAAAUAAAGAAGAUGUAAAACAGUCAAAAUCAUUGGCCGAAAACUACAAGAGAUCUGGAGACCGUUUUCACUGUGAGGUAUUCAAACAUCAAGAAUUAAGUGAAGGACUACCAAUCGGUGUGCAAAUUGUAGGUAAACCUUGGAAAGAAGAAGUUGUUCUACGCAUUAUGAAGGAGUUAGAAACACAUCGAAUACAACAGAGUGAAUGACUGAAAAUGUUUUUCAUUUAGUCCAUCUGAGAGUAUGAUUUGAAAAUUAUUUUUAUUCAUCGAAGCUCUUUGUAAGUAAGAUAACUAUUAUUACUUCAUUUUCUGAUCACUUCAAAUGAUGUGAAAAAACAAAACAGUAUUUUUGCUUGCUUUAAUAAUAUUAUUCAUCAAUUUCUUUAAUCAUUUUGUUCUGCAUUAUUAUAAAUAUGCAAUUCCAAAUACCCGAG